Babesia ovata is the source of this 378-nucleotide messenger RNA. Its product is annotated as DNA recombination, putative. The transcript is spliced from 4 exons. The record is from RefSeq and is a predicted model, not a curated record. Bases 1 to 378 code for a protein of 125 amino acids. NCBI's taxonomy places the organism in Eukaryota, Apicomplexa, Aconoidasida, Piroplasmida, Babesiidae.
AUGAAACAUUUAGUUAAAACUAUAUGUGACUGUAGGCAUCUGUUGCCACCCGGCAGCGACAGCGAAGCUCAAUCUGAAUCUGCUAGGUUAACAAGAGCUUCGGACGCAUUCAAGCUGUUGUCUAAGUCUCUCGACCGACAUAUGCAGCUGAUAAGACGCCUUGACCCUCGCCAUGCGGAUCGUUUUUGCAGCUUAGAUUAUUACUUGCGUAUGCUGGGCAAGGUUUCACUGGUUUCGGUUGAAAUAGAGAUCGUGAAUCCGCUAAACGAGCAACUGCAUGAGCUGUUACAGGAUGAGUCGGUGAGGUGCGCUAUUGGCGAGGAAUUGGCCGCCGCAAAGCGCAUUUUAUAUGGUAAUGUUUAUCUAGCACCCUUUUAA